This is a messenger RNA of Cylicocyclus nassatus, 723 nucleotides long. Lineage: Eukaryota; Metazoa; Nematoda; Chromadorea; Rhabditida; Strongylidae. The record is from the annotation of a GenBank genome assembly.
AUGUGGAGAAGUCGAGGAUCGAGGAUGUUCAGUAGUUUUUACUACCGUUGUUGCUGGAAUGAGAGCUGGAUUAACUUAUUCACACUUAUAUUUUUCCUGACGACUAUGUACGUCAGAUUUUUCCCUGUUUUUAAUUCCACGUUCUUCUAUCUCAAUCGCUUCAAAUGGUGGACAAACUUUGCACAGACUGCUGAGCAAAUGAAUACAUGGAAAAUAUUUAUACUACAAACAUUAUUUCCUACAGUGACGGCAAUACCUAUUUAUUGCAUUUGUGAUAAUGCAUACGUGUGGAAAGGCGAAAGGCCACUGCUUCUAAGUGCUUUGAAUCCAACCUGUGUAAAGGUUAUCUCUAUCUCCGGCUACACCUACCGCUAUGUGGCACUUGUACUUUCGACUCUCGGUUAUGUUUCUAUGUUCUGUCUGAUGCGAAAGAAGGCAAAUCGCAACGAAAUGCGCAUUCUGAUUCACGGAGGAAGUCUUCUGUCAGCACUAUCAGCUUCUAUAAUAUCCAUGACAUCCGAGAGACUCGGAGUAGGAAGUAAUCAUCCAUUGAUGCGAGUGUUCUACUUCACAUCCUUUUUGUGGGUUCCAUUUACUGAUAUAGUAAUAACAUUCUGGAUUGUGGCAUCUUUGCGGCGUACUCUUAACCCAUUCAAAAAUGGACCGAGAACAAAAACAAGUAUAACUACUAACUCGAAAAACGCUUCUGCACCGUGUCGUUAA